This is a messenger RNA of Mesocricetus auratus (golden hamster), 1775 nucleotides long. RefSeq names its product mitochondrial carrier 1 (gene Mtch1). Gene Ontology annotation, biological process: positive regulation of apoptotic process. Lineage: Eukaryota; Metazoa; Chordata; Mammalia; Rodentia; Cricetidae. Gene Ontology annotation, cellular component: mitochondrion; membrane. The record is from RefSeq and is a predicted model, not a curated record.
UCGGCGCCUGGCGCCAUGGGGGCUUCGGACCCGGAAGUGGCGCCUUGGGCUCCCGGCGGCGCCGCGGGGAUGGCGGGAGCCGGAGCUGGAGCAGGAGCUCGCGGCGGCGCGCCGGCGGGAGUCGAGGCCCGCGCUCGCGACCCGCCGCCCGCGCACCGCGCGCACCCUCGCCACCCUCGGCCCGCGGCUCAGCCGUCGGCGCGCAGGAUGGACGGCGGCGCGGGGGGUCCGGGCUCCGGGGACAACGCCCCGACCACCGAGGCUCUGUUCGUGGCGCUGGGCGCGGGCGUGACGGCUCUGAGCCACCCGCUGCUCUACGUGAAGCUGCUGAUCCAGGUGGGUCACGAGCCGAUGCCCCCCACCCUUGGGACCAACGUGCUGGGGAGGAAGGUCCUCUACCUGCCGAGCUUCUUCACCUACGCCAAGUACAUUGUCCAGGUGGAUGGAAAGAUAGGGCUGUUCCGGGGCCUGAGCCCCCGCCUGAUGUCCAACGCCUUGUCCACGGUGACCCGAGGCAGCAUGAAGAAGGUUUUCCCUCCAGACGAGAUCGAGCAGGUUUCCAACAAGGAUGACAUGAAGACUUCGCUGAAGAAAGUUGUGAAAGAGACAUCCUAUGAGAUGAUGAUGCAGUGUGUGUCGCGCAUGCUGGCCCAUCCUUUGCAUGUCAUCUCAAUGCGCUGCAUGGUACAGUUUGUGGGACGGGAGGCCAAGUACAGUGGCGUCCUGAGCUCCAUUGGGAAGAUUUUCAAGGAGGAGGGGCUGCUGGGAUUCUUCGUCGGCUUAAUCCCUCACCUCCUGGGCGAUGUGGUUUUCUUAUGGGGCUGUAACCUGCUGGCCCACUUCAUCAAUGCCUACCUGGUGGAUGACAGCUUCAGCCAGGCGCUGGCCAUCAGGAGCUAUACCAAGUUCGUCAUGGGGAUAGCAGUAAGCAUGCUGACAUACCCCUUCCUGCUUGUUGGAGAUCUCAUGGCUGUCAACAACUGUGGGCUGCAGGCUGGACUCCCUCCGUAUUCCCCCGUGUUCAAGUCCUGGAUCCACUGCUGGAAGUACCUGAGUGUGCAGGGUCAGCUCUUCCGCGGCUCCAGCCUGCUUUUCCGACGGGUGUCACCGGGGUCGUGCUUUGCCCUGGAGUAACCUAAGUCACCUGACCAAACAUUUAUGGGGUCCUGGCCUCUCCCUGGUGAGGGCCUGUCAUCUCAGCUGCCUGAGGGGCUCUAGCCCAGCCUGGCUUCAUGCCCAUAUUUGCCAUGUGUCUGUCCAGAUGUGGGGCUGGUGGCGGUGGUUCACCUGGGACCCGGGGAAGCCUGGGGGGGGUUGGGCAGUGUUGGGGAGGAAUCCCAUCCUGCCCAGACGUACAGCAGAGAAAGGCUGUGGAGGCAAAGGUCACAGGAGGCAGAGGCUCACAGGGUCAGGUCCCUCCGCCUACAGCCCAGCUCACCCUGCCACUCAACCAGAAGCUCCCGCCCCUGCUUGGUAUCCAGGGCGCCAUCAUGCCCGCGCCCGUGCUGUGAGGGCUAGCCCUGUGUCCUGCCCUUCCUUGUUUGCAACACUACUUUUCUGACACAAGGGCAGUGCCUUCCCCUGACUAGGAAAUCAUGUGACCCCCUCAGUAGUGCCCUCAUCUCCUUGUCUGUAAUGGUGACACCAGGUGUGAGGGUCCUGCCGCCUGUGCGGUGUGUGAAUGCGCACAGGUUGCGCAGGCCAAUGUCUAGUCCUCCCCUCAUGGUAAGAUGUGACCCCAUCUCCUCGAAUAAAUGUAUUGGUGGUGAUUUGGA